Molecule: messenger RNA, 1891 nt
Organism: Drosophila obscura
Lineage: Eukaryota; Metazoa; Arthropoda; Insecta; Diptera; Drosophilidae
Product: putative phosphatidate phosphatase
Exons: 1
Coding region: 714-1751 (345 amino acids)
Biological process (GO): signal transduction; phospholipid metabolic process; phospholipid dephosphorylation
Molecular function (GO): phosphatidate phosphatase activity
Source: RefSeq, a predicted model, not a curated record
AGACCGUAGACCGUGUGUACCGUGACAGAGACAAGAGCUUGCUUGUUCAAAAAAAUCGACGGUACGACCGGCAGUCGCUACCGGCAGCUCGGCGGCAGCGCAGCGUCACAGUCCCCAGUCUCAGCGAGCGGAGUCACAUUCGUCGCCGAUCCAAACAAAACGACAGCGUCGCUCCAGAGCGCUUCAUAGACUUCGAGCAGCGUGCGGCCAAAGCGGUUCGUUCGUUGGUUGGAUCGCUGCCUGGUUCAUGGGUUGCCAGCGAGGAGGAGACUAGGAGAACGACUGGGAGAGACUACAACGCGAGUGACUGACAGCCAAACGCUCGUGUCUAAACUGACGGACAGCUGGUCUGGGCCAUAACGUUAAUUUAUUUAAUUCCGCUACUCCGAAAAUUUCGCGCGCGCGAAAUCAGAAGAGCGAGGCUGUCGGAGAAGAAAAUUGUCUAUGAACUCGACUCUGGGAAAAUCGUGCGCAGGUUUUUCGAAAGUAACAUUCGCCUUGAUAAAUGUUCGGGAAUAAAUAAAUGCGCCAUUUGUGUGACAGCCGAAAAUAAAUCCAAAAGUGAAUGAACGAGUGCAAAAAAUUGAUUAAUCUACUCCGAAACAGAAACAAAUUGGCUGCCCCAAAUAAUAAAUACUAGAUCAGCUUGAGCUCAGGCGAUAAGAACGCUUCUAAGCUGAAAAUAAAAAUUAAAAAUAAACCAACCAAAAUAAAUGAAUUCAAGUGAAGUUAAGCUUUUCCGAAUUUACUCCGAAAGUGCAUUAUUGACAAUGCGAACGUUUAAGCGAGGCUUCUUCUGCUCGGAUCUGAGCAUUCGGUAUCCCUACCACGAGUGCACCAUCACAGUGCCGAUGCUGCUGCUGAUGAAGCUGCUCCUGCCGAUGCUCCUCAUCAGCGUGGUGGAGAUAAUGCGCAUCUGCAAGCGCUUCCGCAUGCGCCUGUACCUGCGCAACCUGUGGCGGUCGCAGGCCACAUUCAGCUUUGGCUUCAUUGCCACCUUCCUGACCACGGAGCUGGCCAAGCAUGUGGUGGGACGUCUAAGGCCACACUUUUACCAGGCCUGCCAGCCGCGCCUAAACGACGGCACCAGCUGCUCGGACCCCCAGAACGCCGACCUGUACGUGGAGCAGUUCUACUGCUCCAAUCUCAAUAUCUCGGGCCGCCAGAUCCGCGAGCUGCACGUGAGCUUCCCCAGCGCCCACAGCAGUCUCAGCUUCUACUCCAUGUGUCUGCUGGCCUUCUACGUGCACAGUGUGUGGCAGGGACGGGGCAGCAUUCGGGUGCUGCGACACAUUGUCCAGUUCCUACUGCUAAUGGCCGCCCUGUGUGUCUCGCUCAGCCGCGUGGCCGACUAUUGGCACCACUGGUCCGACGUUCUAGCCGGCGCCGUGCUGGGCGUUGUCUAUGCCGCGAUCACCGCCAUCUAUGUGGGCGAUAUGCUGCGGCCCCAGCGGCCCCGCACCGGAGUGCCCUGUCCGACCGCCCUCGGCUACAGCAGCGGCUGUCACCACCAUCACCUCCAUCAGCUGAUGGCCGAGAAUAAUAAUCCAAACACAUCCACCAAGGUGCACUUUCUGGCAGCGGCUGCCUCUGCCACGAUGACAACCACCACACCGCUGGACGAUAUACACAAUUCAAAUUCCAAUUCCAAUUCCGAUACCGAUGACGAUGAUGAUGUCUAUAAGCCGCACACAUCGCGGACAUCAACAACACCGUCACCUUCUGCACUCGACUUGUCAAAUGUCGUCUAAGCCGACGUACCGAAGCCUGACAAUCCACAGAGAGAGAGAUAGAGAGAGCUAGAGAGCUAGAAAUCUGGCGAGCCGAUGUGAUUAGGCUUAUCGUCUCGCAUUGGGUACUGCCGGCUGCUAUUUCGACUAUUUUUCCAUUU